AAGUUCAAUAAAAUUAAGUAGUCCCCCUUAGAAGUUCCCAUCAAAGAGAACGAAUCCGGUACGUUUUCUCUUCGCCCACAAUGCACCGCGCCGCCUGCCACUACCACCACCACCACCACCACCUUCAGGAGUUUGUUUCUUGAAGUGAGCGAAACGAAAAGGGGAAUUUCUCCUUCCUCCCUUCCACUCAAUACUCCUCUAUCUUCCCUCCACGUGCUGCAUGGAGGAAAACUCUUCUCCAGAACCUCCCUCCCUCCCUACCUCUCCUUCCUCUCACCCUCCCCUCUCCUCUCCCCGCUAUGAGAAUGGAGAUGGAGGAGGAGAGGAAGAUAUGGGAGGAGGAGGGGGAGGAGGAAGAGGAGGAGGAGACCUGAUGACAAGGAGGAGGAAGAGGAAUUUGGAACAAGCAAGGAGCAGAAGACGCAAGGCGCGGCCCGGGGAGUCGUGGUGUCCAGUGUGUGGCGUCACCCUGCGGGCGGGGGAGCUGGAGGCGCACCUCACCCACGAGCUGGACAAGCUGGCGCGCCUCCCCCACGCCCGCCCGCCCUCGCAGCGCACCCCCACGCCCACAACUGCCCAGCCCGCCGCGCCCACGCCCGCCACGCCCUCCACGUCCCUCGAGAGUAGAGUGCGGGGUGCGGGGCGGGGCGUUGAUUGGCAGGUGAGUGUGGGGCGCCCCUGGGGGAGUGGCGCUGUGUUGUCUCACCCUGGAGUUCCGGCGUGUGAGGAGCAACAGGGAGGUGCGGCGGAGCAGGAGGCGCGGCGGGGGGCGGGGCAGGAGGUGGCGUGCCCCGUUUGUGGUCUGCAGGAGGGAGACGCCGCGGUAGGGGAGGAUAUACAUGCACACAUUGAUGCUUGCCUUAGGAGGGUGGAGGAGGAAGGAGAUGAAGUGGAGGUGGAGGUGGAGGAGUAUGAGUGGUGUGGAGAAACGAGAGUGAGGGCCACGCAGAUGCUAAGGGCGGAGGGACAACUGCAUGCUCUGGGCACGCGGGUGGAGCGAGGCAGCGAGGACGAGCUGGUGGAAGUGUGCGAGGAUGAAGAAGUGGAAUCAUUUGGGGCUCCACAAUUCACUGACGCGGACCUCCCUCUCGUCUCACAGUCUUCCACAUACCCUGAGGAGAACAGUGGAGAACAGGGCACAGGAGAUGAACAAGUGGAGGGUACAAAAGGAGAGGUUGUACAAGUGGAUGGGCUUACCUCCUCCACCUCUACACGUCGGGAGGGUGAAGGAGCAGUGGUGGAGGCGCUAAGGGCAAGAGUACGUGAGCUGGAGGAGGCGUGUCAGAGGCCACUGAACACCACCUGUCGUGUGUGCCAUGAAGACUACGAGGCGCCCCUGGUCUCCGUAUCCUGCUGGCACGUGCACUGCAGGGCCUGCUGGUUCGGCGCCCUGGCAAGUCGGCGGUUGUGUCCCCAGUGCUCGGUCAUCACGGGGCCCUCUGACCUGCGCCGAGUUUAUCUGUAGCCUGUAAUGACCUGACCUGACCUGACCUGUAGCCUGUAACCUGUGACCUGUAACCUGCUCAUCUGAGAGAGAGAGAGAGAGAGAGAGAGAGAGAGAGAGAGAGAGAGAGAGAGAGAGAGAGAGAGGACCUGUAGUGACUUGUAA
Messenger RNA from Scylla paramamosain (green mud crab), 1609 nucleotides. RefSeq names its product E3 ubiquitin-protein ligase Rnf220-like. NCBI's taxonomy places the organism in Eukaryota, Metazoa, Arthropoda, Malacostraca, Decapoda, Portunidae. The transcript is spliced from 8 exons. Gene Ontology annotation, molecular function: ubiquitin protein ligase activity. Bases 221 to 1465 code for a protein of 414 amino acids. Gene Ontology annotation, biological process: protein ubiquitination. The record is from RefSeq and is a predicted model, not a curated record.